This is a messenger RNA of Cajanus cajan (pigeon pea), 1390 nucleotides long. Its product is annotated as B3 domain-containing protein REM20. Gene Ontology annotation, molecular function: DNA binding. Lineage: Eukaryota; Viridiplantae; Streptophyta; Magnoliopsida; Fabales; Fabaceae. The record is from RefSeq and is a predicted model, not a curated record.
AUAGCCUUCAUGCUAUUCAUAUUAAUCUAUUAGAUUAGAUGUUUUUGGCAUCUCCAUUUCUUGACCAAUUUAUAUGGGCAUUUCAUUGUUUUAAAUAUCAAGAGGAGUGUCAAAUUUUCAUCACUUGCAGUAGUUUUGGAGACCUCCAUGAGUAUUGUAGCCAAGAAGUACUUCUUCAAAGUCUACGUUCCAGAGAAACACUAUGAAAGAAUGCUUAUCCCCAAUGUUUUUGUGAAGUGGACACGUUUAAAAGAAAGGAUCCCUGAAGAUGUGAUCCUCAGAAAUGGUAGUGGGAGGGUUUGGUGUGUGAAAACACGCCGUAUUGGAGACAAGUUGUUCCUUGAUGAGGGUUGGAAGGCUUUUCGAGAGGAAAACUGUGUAGGAAAAGCAGACUUUAUGGUUUUCAAGUACAAUGGGAACAAGGAGUUCAAGGUUAUAGUCCUUGAACUAUCUACACAGUGUGAAAAAACUGUCAUAAAGUCCGAGGUAGAGGAGGAGGAGAAUAUGGAUGAAGGCAAAGUAGCUGCAGAAGAAGAUGAGGAAGAACAUGAAGGCAAGACAGAUGAUGAAGACGGCGAGGAGGAGGAGGAUGACGACAAUAAUAGUGACAAUGAUUAUAAUGAUAACGAUGAGUUUACAGAGAUGGAAGAAGAGAGUGAAGAAGAACAUAAUUUUCAAUACAUGAAGGCAUCAAGGAGUCAAAGUAAUAGUAGAGCCUGCAAAAGGGAGACUGCAACAAGUUCCACACCCAAGAUUGAGGAUCCUCAAAUUGAAGACUAUGAAUUUGAUCCAGAAAUGUAUAUUCAGUCUGGCAAUCCAUAUUUUGAAGCAAAAGUCUAUAAAAGUAGACGCAACGAAAUGCAUGUUCCAGCAAAUGUCCUUAGAAACUCGUCCCUUACUUUUCCAGAAAAGAUUACCCUUUUACCUUGCCAAUGCUCCCAACGCCAGGAUAUUCAAAGAAAUGAAUUACGGAAGUAUCAUCUCAGCUUGUCACAACAAACACCCAUAUGCAGAAGAUAUUGGGAAGCAACAAAAGUGUCAAAGUGGAAUGAUGGUCGAGUAUGUGUUAGAGGGUGGGGAAACUUUUGUAGGAGGCACAAGAUCAAAGAAAAGGAUGUAUGCAUCUGUGAAAUUAUAUCAGGGGAAGACCAAGUAAUAAGAACAAUUCGGGUGCACGUGCUUGAACGGAUGAACAGACUAAGGAAUUGUACUAGCAGUAAAAUUGGACAUUAAACUUGCUUAUUGUUAAUACUUUGAUGAACUAAUGCUUAAAGUUUUUUCUUUUUUUUAGUUUAUGCUAUUUUAACAUGGAAUGAUAAUCAUAUUUAUCUGUACAAUCAUUUAGGUUAUUUACUUUAUUUGACAGCUUAACCAUUUCUCCUAUUCUACU